GGAGACCCGCACGGGCCUCCCCCCGCCCGCAUACCGCGGCGGGGAGCGGCAGCCCCCCGCGGGCCCACCGGAAGGAAGUGACGGGGCGCUGCAGGCGGCGGCCGCCCUCGAGGGCGCCACACGCACCCCCGCCCGCCCGCCCCGCCGAGUCACCGGCUCCGCCCCCCCCGCGGCGGCCUUAGCGGCGGCGGCCGAGCCCGGCCCGCAGAGCAGCGGCAGGAUGACGGCGGCGACGGGCGCGGAGCGGCUUCGCGAUGGCAGCUGCCACUUCCAGCGCUCCCGGCUCAUCUGGAUGAUCGCCAUCACCUUCGGCAUGAUCCUCCUCGGCUGGGUAACGCUUUGGCCUUCAACUAUACCUUAUAAUUAUUUGGGAAUAUUUGGUACCUUCCUUAAUUAUUUAGUGAAAAACCACCACAAAUGGGUAUGCUAUGGGUUCUGGGUAUCCUGGUUGAUUCACGUAGUAGAAGCCUUCUACGGUGUUAAGUUAUGCCAAUCUAAAGGAAUCACUGACCCGGCAGUUCAGUUUCAUUGGUUCAUUCAGACACUUUUAUUUGGGUAUGCUUCCUUUGGUCUUCUGGUGUCUUACAAACCUUCAGCCAAGAAGCAGUACUAGAAGACAGUGAAAGAAGCCACUUCUCACAUUCUUCACCCUCAUUUUUCAGAAAAUAUCCUCGCUUACAUGUCCAGGUGCUAUAAUUAGCUAAAUUACAUUCCUGCUACAUGAUGCAGUGCCCUUCUACCCAAGUAACUCUCCUUUUACUAAACAAGACAAUUAUAACUCACGGGGCUCUGUGGAUAGUUCAGUAGAAAUUCAGCUCGUCAGUCUUGGCACUGCCAAAGUGUCAUCCCAUUUAUUGUGCCAGAAGCCAGUUUUUGGCACAGACUGUAUAGUCUGAUUGUCAUUGAAAAGUCCCUGACAGCUGGUGGUCGUGGUUGAUAGGUUACCUUUACAUGGGGAGGAAUUUUCUGCUGCAACAGGGAGAGUUACUUACAGCCACAAGGCAACUUGCACCUGUUUGGUGAUAGGACUUAAGUUUACCUAUAUUUUCUCUACAGGUCAGGCUUGUUGUUGUUGUUAGAGCCUGGUCUUUGUACUUUCUUUUGUCAGCUUAUUUUCUUCCACAAAGGACAGACCACUUUAUUGCUGCAGGCACAUUAAAAAGACCAAGUCUCAGUUCAGGUUGAGGUACAGUGAUGAGCUUAGAUACGUGAAGCGCUUGAACUUGGUUAAAUACGUGUGCCUUAAAUUUCAUGCAGCGUGACCUCAUCUUUUGAAUGAAGAUUUUAAUCUUUGAGUUGGUACAGCAUAAAGUAGUAAUCCUAUAGCUUUGAGGGCAGCUUUUCUGAAAGUAAUUUAUUAUCCAAGAAAAUCCAAGAAAAAGGAAAAAAAAAUCAAUUAGCAUUCCAAAAUCUAGCUGAAAAAUUUAUAUUUGUGAAUGAAAUUAGAUGUAGUGAUUAAACAUACAUCAGAUGUCCUGAAGUCUAUGUUUGAGAGACCAUCUUAAGCACCCCUCAGGGUACUUCCUAUACUAUGUGUAGUGAGCCUUUUAUCAUAUUGUCUUUUACUUUUGAUUAUUUGAACAAGAAUUUAGUCUUUCUUGUUUUAGCACUUUUAAAAGUAAUACCUAUUUAAAAUACUAGCUAUAGCAUGGGGGCAGGUUUUACCAUGCCGCCUUUGGUGCUACUGUUCUGGAAGAAAGGACAAGAAAAGGUUGCUCUUCCUCUAACGAAGACCUCCACGAGGCAGGAACAAAUAAGCUUAUACCUUGUGCAGUACCUACAGACUGUAACGCUUCUGAUGGAGAAGUCUUAUUCAAGCCUGGGUACAUAAAGUUUUUGCUUUUCAGUUGGUACGGAAAGCAUGAAGAACUGAAGGGUUUGAAACAGUGGUUUUAUUUUUAUUUCUUUUUUAAAUGACAAACUGAUAACAUUUUGUGGAGAAGUAGAAACUCAUUUAAUGGCGAAAAAUCCAACAGAAGUGUCAAGAGCCUGAGCUAUGUUUUACUGUGUAACCUUUUAUCUUAGUCUGUGACCCUGUAAUAAAGAUAUAAAAAA
Chroicocephalus ridibundus (black-headed gull) is the source of this 2055-nucleotide messenger RNA. RefSeq names its product transmembrane protein 254 (gene TMEM254). The transcript is spliced from 4 exons. The coding region runs from base 221 to 613 and encodes 130 amino acids. Lineage: Eukaryota; Metazoa; Chordata; Aves; Charadriiformes; Laridae. The record is from RefSeq and is a predicted model, not a curated record.